Messenger RNA from Vespa velutina, 5110 nucleotides. RefSeq names its product atypical kinase COQ8B, mitochondrial (gene Coq8). Gene Ontology annotation, cellular component: extrinsic component of mitochondrial inner membrane. Gene Ontology annotation, biological process: ubiquinone biosynthetic process. Gene Ontology annotation, molecular function: kinase activity. The transcript is spliced from 11 exons. The coding region runs from base 94 to 2217 and encodes 707 amino acids. The record is from RefSeq and is a predicted model, not a curated record. NCBI's taxonomy places the organism in Eukaryota, Metazoa, Arthropoda, Insecta, Hymenoptera, Vespidae.
CUUACGAUUUAAAUGAACUUAAUACUUAUAACUUUCCUUUAAAACCAAUAAUACUGACACAGCUUUAUUUAAUAACAAAAAUAAUAUUGAGAUAUGAAUUUACAUAAAAUAUUAACAUUGCUAUUUUAUAUCAUUUAUUAUAUUUUAGGGAUGUCUCGAUUGUGGAUUUCUGAUUUAAUUAGUGUAUUUAAAGGAUCACAAAAAGUAACAAAUGAGAUUAUAAAACAUCAGGAAGAAGCAAUCAAAUUUGUUAUCUUACAUUCUAGUCUACGAACCUCUGUAAAAAGUUGCUUAAAAGAUGUAGGAGUAAAAAUAAAUAACAUAGAUCCAAGUAAGGUUCCUGAACAAGUGGCAGUUGAAUUAAAGAAUACAUUAAAUCGUUUAAAUGUUGUUGAAAAAGGCAUGACACAGUAUAUAAAAACUAGAACUAAUCGAGCAUUGAACAUCACUGAUGAUGACUAUAAACCUACAGUACAUAAAACAAAAUUAUACGUCUAUAAUUCAGCUAAAGAUCCCAAGGAAAUACCUAUUGAUGAAAAAGAUAUGUCAAUAAAAAUUGAUUCAAAACAAACAAUAUCGGAAGAUAAUUUACGGAAUACUUUUACUGCGAACAAAAAAUAUGCAACUGUCAAAGAAAAAAUAGAAACAAUAACCAAGAUGGAAAACGUACCAAAAAUUGAACUUUCUAGAAAAGAAAAGGAAAUUUUACAUAAAUUAGAGUUAGAACAUGAGAAAGCUGAAAGAAAACAGGUCUCAGAAAAUGUACUUUCUUCUCAAAAGGUCAAUGAUAAAACAGAAGUAAAACAAAAUGAUGUACAUAUUUCAAAAGCUUCAACAAAACCUCAUAUUAAACCAUCUAUAAAGCCUAAACAAUCUCUUUCAGCUAAUGCAAAAGAGCGAACAGUUCCUUCUACAAGACUUCAGAGAAUGGUUAAUUUUGGUACUUUGGGUAUUGGUCUUGGAAUCGGAACGAUUGCAGAAUAUACACGUAGAUCAUUAGGUUUAAAGGAACAAAGGAUGAGUGAAACUGUUGAUAAUAUGUUUCUUACUAAAGCUAAUGCAGAAAGAAUUGUCACAACAUUAUGCAAAGUAAGAGGUGCUGCUUUGAAAAUUGGACAAAUAUUGAGUAUCCAAGAUAAUACUAUUAUAAGUCCAGAACUACAAAAAGUUUUUGAAAGAGUUAGACAAAGUGCUGAUUUUAUGCCAAAAUGGCAAAUCGAGAGAGUACUUUGUUCUGAAUUGGGUUACGAUUGGCGAACUAAAUUAACAAAAUUUGAAGAAAAACCAUUUGCUGCUGCAUCUAUUGGUCAAGUACAUCAUGCUAUAUUAUUAACUGGAGAAGAUGUAGCAAUUAAAAUUCAAUAUCCUGGUGUAGCUGCUGGUAUCCAGAGUGAUAUUGAAAACUUAAUAGGCAUAAUGAAGGUGUGGAAUAUGUUUCCAGAAGGUAUGUUUAUUGACAAUUUAGUUGAAGUAGCAAAACGUGAACUAGCUUGGGAAGUGGAUUAUCUAAGAGAAGCAGAAUGUACAAAAAAAUAUAAAGAGCUUAUGAGUCCUUACAAUGAUUAUUAUAUACCAAAAGUUAUAGAUGAACUUUCAACGAGUCAGGUAUUUACAACAGAACUAGUGGAUGGUAUUCCUGUAGAUAAAUGUGCUGAAAUGGAUUUAGAAAUACGAGAAAAUAUAUGCAAAUUAAUCAUGCGUUUGUGUUUAAUGGAAUUAUUUGUAUUUCGAUAUAUGCAAACAGAUCCAAAUUGGUCAAAUUUCUUCUAUAAUCCUGAAACAAAACAGCUUGUAUUGCUGGACUUUGGAGCAUGUCGAAGUUAUGAAAAAGCAUUCAUGGAUAAAUACAUAGAAGUUAUAAAUGCAGCUAGUUUAGGAGAUAGAGAAAAAGUUUUGAAUAUAUCCAGAGAUAUGGGUUUUUUGACUGGAUAUGAAACUAAGAUUAUGGAAAAUGCUCAUGUGGAGACGGUAAUGAUACUAGGACAAAUUUUUCAAAGUGAUCAAGAAUAUUUUGAUUUUGGUGGGCAAGAUGUUACGAAGAGAAUUCAAGCACUAGUUCCAACUAUAUUAAAUCACCGACUGUGUCCUCCUCCUGAAGAAAUUUAUAGUUUGCAUAGAAAAUUAUCAGGCGUGUUUUUACUAUGUGCAAAACUUAAUGUUAAAAUGAAUUGUCGUAAUAUGUUUCGUGAAGUAUACAAUAAUUAUACAUUUGGAUAAUAUUAUUAAAACUGAAGAUGAAUGAUAAAUUUUAUUCUUAAUAAAAAAAUGCUUAUCAUUCUAUCAAAUAUCAAUUUAUUUUUUAAUAAAUAAUAUAUAUAGUUAGAUUUAAAAUUUAACGAAAGAAGAUUGAAAAGAAUUGAUUUAUUAUUAUAAUUUUUUGUACAUUAUUUCACAUCAACGUGAUGAGAUAUUUUUUUGAAUAUGUACAUACACAACACUCAUUCUGCAAUGUAUAUAUACAUUCUGAUAAUUUAUUAUUAUUAUUGCAAAUAUACGUUUGAGCAGUUUUUAUCACAGAACAAUGGUAUUAUUCGAAAAAACUUGUUCAUCAAAGACGACCACUUCUUCUUCUGCCAGUAUACUUAGAAUCUGCACAAACUAUUUUACCUUGUUUUCUACGUCUUUCCUUUUUUUCCGUAAUCCAAUCUCUGCUUUUUUUUAAAGGUUUACCUCUUGCUUUCUUGAUAUGUUCUCUUUGGAAACAAAUUAUAAUUAUUUUUGAUUUUAUAAGAAAUGAAUUAGAGAAAAUACAUUCAAAAUUAAAAAAAUACCUUUUCGAUGUAUAAGUAAUAUUCGAAUUUCCUUCAUUUGUACCUAAAGCUUGUGGAAGCGCAGCUGGUCCUCCUGUCAUUAGAACUAAAAAGAACUUCUUUGCUUUUGUACUGUUAGGGAAAUCAACGACCAUACCACCAAAAAAUCCAGCUUUUGUAGCUUGUAUCAUUACUAAUUCAAUUUGUUGAUUAUUCUCCGGAUAAAAUUGAAGAACUGCUCUUGCAGAUCUUGUAAGACAAGAAUAAAGUGUAGAGAAAAAUCGAUAUAGUCUCUUGCUAGGAUUGUGAGUAGCUUUAUCUGCAUUACAUAACCAUUGUAAUGCAGAGAUACUCACUGCGCCAUCAAAACUUCCUGCUCUAAAUGGCAUUCCUUGACCCAUGUCUCCCAAAAUUAAAUCUCCAUCUGUUUCUCUCUCUUGAGCAACGUCUAUUUUAUAUAUAUAUAUAAAAGAUUACAUUAUGUAGUUGGAUUAAUAAAUCAAGGAAUAAACUAAAAAAAUAAUUACUAAGCAUAGCAGAAGAAAUGUCGAUUCCAAUCCAGGUAUGUCCUUCAUCCUCUAGUACACUCCCACUAAGUCCUGAACCACAACCAAUAUCUAAUAAUAAUGCUGGUGCAUCUUCUGACAAUAAUAAUAACUCAACAGCUCGUUCACACAUUUGCACUUGAAUAUCCAUAAUACGUGAACUGUGGAGACCAAGUUGUACAGAUAAGAUAAUAAUUUUAUAAUAAAUAAUUUAUUUAACUUUAUAAAGUUUACCUUUGUGUAUAUUUUCGUGCUUCGUCUUCAUUGUAAAACUAAUAACAGAAAAUACACAUGAGAGUUUUACAUAACCUCUAUACACUGCAGAUUAUAAUUUAAUAAAAACAUACCACUUCAGGAGGUGCUAAAUGUUCCGGACGCCUAGACAUUUUUCUAAAGUCUGUUUUAAUCUUAAUUUAAUUGUUAUUAUAACAAUUUGUAAUAUGUUACUUAAAUCUAAAAUAUACAAUGCACUAUUGAAUGGCAAACUAAGAACACGAUUGAAAUUACUAGAUGAGAAUUCAUUAUAAAUGAAAUAUCAAAUCCUAUAUAUAUAUAUAUAUAUCUUUUAUUUGUAAAUUAUAAAUUUAAUUUCAAUGUGAAAUAUUUUCUUCGAAUAUUCUUUUUCCUUUUUUUUUUUAAAUAAUAAUUAUACGAUAGAAAUUGAGAAUAUCAACUUUUAAAAAUUUAAGGUUGUUCAUCAACUUUCGCUGAAUAUACAAGCGCGUGUAACUCCAGCGGCAGAUAUGGACAAAAUAUGAACUACAAAUGCAAAUGAGAACGCUAUCCCUACCAUGCGUUUAUCAUAUCAGUGUAUAAGAUUGUUUAGUAUUUCUUUUAUGUUAAUUUAUUUAUUUGCUUUUAUGUGCUUAAAUAACAGUUGGUUUCGUGUAAAUUAAAGUAGGCUGUAAAUUCAUCAAUCUCUUAAAUGCAAAUCUUUUUUUUAUUGUAGUAUCCGUUUUGCAGUGAUCCGAGAGAGAUACAAUGUCGAUAUGCAUCUCAUUUCACGACAGAUUAUUAAGCAUAAUCGUUCGUGCCCGCAGACACGCGCGCAAAUGUUCACCUAUCUUUCUUGUAUUCUCGCGUAAAAAUCAAUGAUGAAUCGACCCAUUCGACGAUAUAUCGGACUCAUCCGAUCGCAGAUAUAUCCUAUCCUUUGAUGAUUUAGAUUUGAGAAGAAAAGAAGGAGAAAAUAAGAGAAAAAGAAGAAAAGAAAUACAAGACGUGACAACGAUAGAACUCCGAACGAGAGGUUGACAAAUUGAAUAUCAUUUGAUGAUUCCUCGAUGAUCCCUGGAAAAAAAGAAGUUAAGAUGAAGAAAAGAAAGAGAAGAAAUAUGAGAUGAAAAAAAGAGCAAGAGAAAGAAAAUAAAGAAAACCCAGAGAAAGAAAAGAAAAAAGAACGAGGUGGACAUAUUGAAUAUCCACUCGAACAAAAUCGAAGUACUAAAAUACAGUUCGAUUUUGAUUUGACUCAUGAAGGAGACCCAUCCAAGGAUCCGCAUUGAAGAGCCUCUCCCAAGAAUCGCAGCCAAGAGCUCUAAAUGAUGCUGAAACAGAAACCCGCAUAAAGGCCCAUACCCAUGGGCCCUAAUCAUGGGUCCCACCCGAGACUUAUAACUAAUAAUUAAUAAAAGUAAAUAAGAAUAAAUAGAAAUGACAGCGAACAUAAAUGCUAUAGAAAAGUUUUGUGUACGUUUCUUUAAGAUAUUAUUUUAGAAUUCUAAUAUAUUUGAUUCAUUUAUUUAUCGAAGUAUGAUUAACAAUGUAAGAUGGAAGUACGUUAAUGUUAAUUUAAUUAAAUUUAGAAUGAAAGAU